UUGAAGUUAUUCGUGGCCAGUCCUUUGAACGUAGAGGUGGUUGUGUGAAUCAAAAUGAAGUCCUUAGUGCUAGCUGUUGUCAGUUUACUGGCAAUUUCAUCAAUAAAUUGUGAAGUGUUCUUUGAGGAGAAAUUCCCUGAUGACUCAUGGGAAUCCAACUGGGUGUACAGUGAGCAUCCCGGAAAAGAGUUCGGCAAGUUCAAGCUGACUGCUGGAAAGUUCUACAAUGACCCGGAGGCAGAUAAAGGUCUGCAGACGUCCGAAGACGCGCGGUUCUACGCGUUGUCCCGCAAGUUCAAGCCGUUCAGCAACGAGGGCAAGCCCCUGGUGGUGCAGUUCUCCGUGAAGCACGAGCAGGACAUCGACUGCGGCGGCGGCUACCUGAAGGUGUUCGACUGCAAGUUGGAGCAGAAGGACAUGCAUGGCGAGACCCCCUACGAGAUUAUGUUCGGCCCCGACAUCUGCGGUCCUGGUACCAAGAAGGUGCACGUGAUCUUCAGCUACAAGGGCAAGAACCACCUCAUCAAGAAGGACAUCCGCUGCAAGGAUGAUGUCUACACUCACUUGUACACUCUGAUCGUGAAGCCCGACAACACCUAUGAGGUGCUCAUUGACAAUGAGAAGGUUGAGUCCGGAGAGCUGGAGGCCGACUGGGACUUCCUUCCCCCCAAGAAGAUCAAGGACCCCGAAGCCAAGAAGCCCGAAGACUGGGACGACAGGCCCACCAUCCCCGACCCUGAGGACAAGAAACCUGAGGACUGGGACAAGCCCGAGCACAUCCCCGACCCUGAUGCUACCAAGCCUGAGGACUGGGACGAUGAGAUGGACGGCGAGUGGGAGCCACCCAUGAUCGAUAACCCUGACUACAAGGGCGUCUGGGCACCUAAGCAGAUCGACAACCCUGCCUACAAGGGACCGUGGGUACACCCCGAGAUCGACAACCCUGAGUACACCUCUGACCCCAACUUGUACAAGCGCGACGAGCUCUGCUCCGUCGGUCUGGACUUGUGGCAGGUCAAGUCUGGCACCAUCUUCGACAACUUCCUCAUUGGUGACAACAUUGAGGAGGCCGCCGAACGCGGUGAGGAGCUCAAGAAGAGGUUAGAAGGUGAAAAGAAGAUGAAGAGCGAGCAGGAUGAGGCCGAGAGGGAGAAGGAGAAGGCAGACAAGCCUGAUGACGAGGAGGAUGAUGAGGAUCUGGAUGAUGAGCAAGCCGACAAUGUGCCUGCAGAGGACCACGAUGAGCUGUAAACUGUGUCAAUGUGUGUGUAAAGACAAUAAGUAUCGUCGGGUACAUACUUGAGCGUGUGUGUGUGCGCUGAAUGUGCGUGAGCGCAUGGUAACGUUCCAAAAACUUGAAGAAGUUCUCUAUAGUGUUUUAUAGUGUGUUUCGUUCCAGUCUUCUCUUUCAAUAUGUAUGAUAACAUGCUGUAAAAUUUUAUUCAUAAUUUAAUCAUACUAGUUUCUUGUAUCGUAAUGCGUGUGAUGGCUCGAAAUAUUCCAAGUUGGGGUUUUAAUAUUUAUUUUUUCUGGCCCAACGUACAUUUUGUAUAAAGGUUGAAAUCACGCUCAGUUUUUAUUGUAUUAAUGUUAAUACGGCACUGUGUGUCGUCGAGUGCAGGGAUUUAUUGUACACUGUUAGUGCUGUAGCCUAAAUUUUUUGUAAGAAUUUGACUAAUGUUGUAGAAUAAAUCUGUGAGUGAAAGUUUCUCAUUUAUGUUGUGAAACGAGUCUGAUUAAAAUUAAUAUAUUAAAUUUA
Trichoplusia ni (cabbage looper) is the source of this 1759-nucleotide messenger RNA. RefSeq names its product calreticulin (gene Crt). The record is from RefSeq and is a predicted model, not a curated record. Gene Ontology annotation, molecular function: calcium ion binding. Gene Ontology annotation, cellular component: endoplasmic reticulum; endoplasmic reticulum membrane. The coding region runs from base 55 to 1251 and encodes 398 amino acids. Lineage: Eukaryota; Metazoa; Arthropoda; Insecta; Lepidoptera; Noctuidae. Gene Ontology annotation, biological process: protein folding. The transcript is spliced from 7 exons.